UGUAAGUCGAUUGGUCUAACAAAAUCUUCUUAGGGACCUAGGCUGCUAGGUUAGGUACCUGGGUACCUGCUAUAUACGUAAGCAGCAUGGCAAUUAUGUACAAGCGCUAUGCACAGACCAUUUAAAGGUUUUAAAUUAAAACCAGUCGUCGUUGCCCCUCCUACUCUGUCAUCGAAAGACCCCUGUUUUUUUUUUCUGUGGAUGCGGGCGUGCAUAUUACAUAUCGCUGAAAUUUUGUCAUCUUGCUUCUUCUAAAAUUUCUCUUCACAGCCUUGCCGACCCGCGUCAAAUUAGGUCGCGAUUUCACCAUAAAACAGCACUAGGACCAGUAUGCCGGAGUACUGCAUAAUAGAAUCUACGGUGGUUCGGACUUGGCAUUCGAUAGCAGACUUUAAAAAUAUCUAAAAAUCUGUAAAACAAACCUCCAUGUCACUCGUUAUGACCAGUGCCACCCCGCAGCAGCUUGCUCGGCCAGCCGCGAAGGCUACUACUCCGCUUAAGCCAAUAUUGAAGCCCUCUUCAUCAUUACUCAACACUAAGAGAACUAGCGAUGACGCUGGCCUCGACGGUGAUAGCAUGGAACCCCCUGAGAGUCCCCGAAAACGCCAGAGAGUAGAGUUCGAUCUAAAUAAUAUCGAGAUUCACGAGAUUGGAAUACGGUCAGUAGACGAAGUAAAACAGGAGGUUAGAAAGGCCUUAGAUCGUCAUGAUCAAGGGGACGACGAGGACUACGAUAUAUUAAAAGAGACGCUAUCUGGGAAACAGUCAACAGCAUACGAUGACGACGAAGAUGAGGAUGCGGAUCCUACUUUACCGGCAAAGCGACGUCAAGAACUUAAGGUCUACUUGAUCUCACUUGCGAGUUUCUCUCCCCGCCUAGGGAGAUCAUGCGACGGUCUUGUUAAAAGCGUAUUAAAAUGCCAAUGGCUUGGGCGGGACGAGCAGUUUGCGAAAAUCUAUGUCCAGUUCCUCGCGGCUCUCGUCAGUGCUCAAGGCGCUCGUUUAACACAAGUUUUAUCAUCCAUCGUUGAUAGAUUUACCGACUCUCGACCCUCUGACUGGGCGGUCCCUGCCUACCCGAACGUCGACCGUGAGACCGUACAAGAAAGACUCCACAUUGCGCUCCGAUACUUGAUACAAUUAUUCCCCGCCGCCAAGCCCGUCCUGGAGCAUCUCACAGCUACUAAGUACCCCUUCCAUGACGAGUCAAAGCGGAUGCAUUUGGUAUAUGUCGACAAUCUGUUGAGACUACGGUCAUACUGCCCUGACCUGAAGACUGAAAUCAUGGACUUGAUUAUCAGUCGCCUAGUCAAAAUCGAUGUGGAAAUGCAAAUGGACCUGGAUGAUAUGGACGAUAGGCUUACCACAAUGGUGGCCAUGGCUCUCCGUUCUUCUCGAGAGAACAGAAAUCAGGACGAAGAAGAUGACGACGAGAGCGAUGCCGAGUCCGUAGACAGCGACGAAUCAGAAGAUGACGAGUAUACGCGCGUGAAAACAGCAAAGGAGAACAUCGAGAAGAUGGAUUCCGUUCUUGAUACCCUAUUCGAGCUUUAUACGCCCAGCUUCACUAAUCCGGACUCGGAUGAAGCUCUAGAGGCAUUCGAGGAUCUACUAUCUGAAUUCUCGAGCAUCAUCUUACCUACAAUCAAGUCAAGACAUACUCAGUUCCUAAUCUUCCAUUUUGGCCAGAAAUCAGAGAGGCUGAUGGACGCAUUCUGCGGCACAUGCAUCAACAUCGCUUUCGAAUCUCAACGUCCAAUGAUCCUACAGCAGGCGGCGUCCGCCUAUUUAGCGAGCUUCGUCGCUCGUGGGGCACAUGUUCCAGGUCAUAUUGUCGUUAAGAUCUUUGAGGUUCUGGGUUUCCACUUAGACCAGAUGCGAGCUCUCUACGAGGUAUCAUGCCGCGGGCCCGACGUCCGUCGAUACGCGCCGUUCUACGCGCUAGUACAGGCGUUGAUGUAUGUUUUCUGCUUCCGAUGGCCGGACCUCGUCAAGUCGGUGCCUGAUGAAGUCGAUACGGAUGACCUUUCAUCGUAUCUAGGCCAGGAGAUCGAAUGGGAGCCGGAGAUUAAAGAUAUCAUGCGUCGUAAUAUCCAUUCGAAGCUAAAUCCACUCAAAGUCUGCUCGCCAGCGAUCGUGGAACAAUUCGCAAAGCUAGCCCAUCGAUUUGGAUUCAUGUAUGUGUACCCAACCAUCGAGUCGAAUAAGCGACUUCGUCUAUCACAGUUCUCGGCCGGAGCAUACUCUAGCGGGGGCGCCCUGCGCGACUUGUCAUUCGAUAUGAAUGAUGAGAGUUGGCAGCAACUAGGGUCCUUCUUCCCGUUCGACCCAUACCAACUCCCAGUAAGUAAGCGAUGGGUUGAACAGGAUUACCUCCAAUGGCGGCCUAUACCCGGCCUCGACCGAGACGAGAAGGACGAGGACAGUGAUGAGGAGGAUCGUGAGGAUGAGCAGGAAGAGGUUGAAGAAGAUACCGCCACAGAUGAAGAGGCUGGCGAGGACGAGUAGUUAUCUGCUUGAUGUAGAUUCUACGACAUGCAUUCAUUCAAUCGGCGUUAGUGCUUGGGUAGGGAAGGGAAGGGCUGGACAAAAAAGGAAUGAUACCUGUAUUUAGGGAUGGCGCUCUCGGUCAGAACUGGCCGUAAUGAUUUGAUACAUGUUUUGUUUCUAGGAUGCUGGGCGUUUUACCUUUACCUUUGUAGUUUAUCACGCUUUUUACGUCUAAAGUUAGAUAUCUUGGACUCUUGACCUGCUUAUCCGCUUUAUAGUAGAGUACCUUAUACUACGUGUACUCGCCGCAAAUCUUUUAUUUCGGCAUGAGUUCCGUAAUAACUCGGGAUUCUACUUCGCACCGUCACAAAAGUAAAAUGGAAUCAAUUAAGCUUGAGGUUAUAAAUCA
Messenger RNA from Daldinia vernicosa, 2899 nucleotides. RefSeq names its product RNA polymerase I-specific transcription initiation factor RRN3. Gene Ontology annotation, biological process: transcription initiation at RNA polymerase I promoter. The transcript has a single exon. The record is from RefSeq and is a predicted model, not a curated record. Bases 427 to 2508 code for a protein of 693 amino acids. NCBI's taxonomy places the organism in Eukaryota, Fungi, Ascomycota, Sordariomycetes, Xylariales, Hypoxylaceae. Gene Ontology annotation, molecular function: RNA polymerase I core binding; RNA polymerase I general transcription initiation factor activity. Gene Ontology annotation, cellular component: nucleus.